Molecule: messenger RNA, 877 nt
Organism: Scheffersomyces amazonensis
Lineage: Eukaryota; Fungi; Ascomycota; Pichiomycetes; Serinales; Debaryomycetaceae
Exons: 1
Coding region: 255-743 (162 amino acids)
Source: RefSeq, a predicted model, not a curated record
AAAUUAUAGAUCAUGAGUAAUGUAACUCAUAUAAUUGAAUGUGAUAAUCACUUAAAAAGUAUACAGGUGCAGUAACCUUAGUAGGGUAAUUACUAUGGCGCUCCGUUUUAGAGGCAAUAAUAAAAUGUUGCACUCCAGUUGCAAAAAAAUCGAGCAUAGCGACACUUCUUAUAAUUAAUCUUAGACUGGCAUUCGAAUAGAUAAAAACUAACUAUAUAUAUAUUUCACUUUACUAAAAUACAGUCUAUAUAGUUAUGGUACAUUUUACUACAGUUAAGCUCGUGGUGCUUAUCACGUUGUUCGUAUUAGAUAUAAUAACCAAUUACUCCAUAUUUGCGAACUCGGUAUUCCAUGAUGCUAUAAAAGUUUUGAGAAUAUCUCUAAGUUUAUUACUCUUAAAAGAAGUUACAAUAAAUAUUAAUAAAAAAAGCUCAGUUGAGAAAAAUUUACAGAAGUUACUGGUUGAGGCAGAAAAGUCAGUGAAAAAGUUGACAGGGUCACUACAGGAGUUAGAAAAGUCAAUGGAAAAGUUGACAGGAUCACUAGAGGAGUUGGAAAUAUCACUACAAAAGUUGGAAAUAUCACUACAAAAGUUGGAAAUAUCACUACAAAAGUUGGAAAUAUCACUACAUAAGUUGGAAAUGUCAAUGCAUGAGUUACAAAGGGUAUUCGUUCAUCACGAACACCCGCGAACACCAACAUCACCACGAACACCGAGAUUUCUACAGUCGUCAUUUAUUUAGAAGGGCUCAUAAAACUCUUACCAAACAUUUAUAAGGAGAGGCUAAUACACAAUUUUGCUUUAAAAAUAGUUAUAAGAAAAUAAUAUAUAAGACUACAUUAACUUUCAAAAAGCAUUUUACUUGUAGGAUCCACC